AUUUGUCUAUGCUUCUUGUUUGCAGUGAAGAAAUCGAAUUGUAAUUGUCUUUCAUUACUACCUGGUGAUUGUGCUGAGAAGAUCUUGGGCUUUACAAGCCCUGUGGAUGUUUGUCGUUUUUCCCUAGUCUCUAAAUCACUUCAGUCUGCUGCAGUGUCCGAUUCCGUCUGGGAAAAAUUUCUGCCCUCUGAUUUGCAGUCCAUCAUUGCUACAUCACUGAGUCCCAUCCCCCAUUUUCCUUUAAAGAAGGAUCUCUAUGUUUAUCUCUGCCAUUAUCCCAUCUUAAUUGAUGCAGGUCUCAAGAGCUUCUCACUGGAAAAAUGGACCGGAAAGAAAUGUUACUUUCUAGGUGCAAGGGAUCUUAAUCUUCCAUGGAGUGAUGUAGCACAAUAUUGGAAUUGGAUUUCACGACCUGACUCCAGGUUUCCAGAGGUGGCUAAGCUCAACCAAGUUUGGGUUCUUGAUAUUCAAGGCACAAUACGUGCAGGGGUUCUAUCACCACAGACAUCCUACUCCGCUUACCUUGUUUACAAGUUUGAAGAUGUAUAUGGGUUUUAUCAUCGACCCUUGGUUGUUUCAGUUGGAGUUUCUGGCUUUCAGUUGGACCAACGAAUAACAUUUAUGUCGCCGGUGGAGCGUAGACCUCAACAAUAUUAUCACAUUGAGGAUGGCAAUUGGGAGUCGGUGUAUCUGCCCUCUUAUCCACAACAACUACUGCAUUGGCAGCGGCGGCAUAUGCAGGGGAAUGAUGCUAGUCUCAUGCAAUCUUUUGUUCAACAUCCUAAACUUAGAGAUGAUGGUUGGCUUGAGGUAGAAUUGGGAAGAAGAAUAUUACAGAAGGGACUUCAACAAAAGUAAAACAGUUUGCUCAUGCCUCUAGGUGAUCAAUUCAUCCUCGAAGAUUCAGUACCAUAAAGGCUGCGUUGAAGAGCUGGUACUAUUUUUUUUGCUUGCAUAUUGAAUAGCCACCGGUUUUUACCUGUUUGCUGAGUAAAACAUAUGCAAUUUCUCCUGCAUCCUAGUUUGCUGGCAUUAACUUUCCUCUUUGACGAACAAUGUUUUGUGCCCAAGGCUUUCUAUCUUAACCUACAACAGUUUAGGAAUAUCAAUCCUGUAAAUUUCAACAUCAUUCACUUUCUUAAUGGAUCUUUUAGAGGUUGAGAAAAUCAACAAGAUUUCUCCAUCCAAUUCAGCUAAAAUUUCCUUCAAUUGUCUUGAAAUAAAAGAAGGAACAGCUCUGCUUGAGCUGAUCUCAGUGACGCUAAGGCUAGAAUCAAUUUCUUCAAUAACUGCAAGGGUUCCCUGCAAACUCAAUGCAUAGAGUUUCCCAUUAAAUCCGAUGGCAUUUAUGAAAUGGAAAUGUUCACCCGAGCCAAAAGGAUCAGUGACAUUACAGUCUUGUUUUGUCCCCACACAUUUUUUUCUGACCCCCAUCUUACCGAACACAAAAGCUGGAGAAAAAGCUCAUGUUAGAACCAUAAUUAUACAGGUUUUCCCAUAAUCUUUGAUACCUAUGGGAUGAAAUGUAAAUAAAGUUGCAAACUUGAAUGGAAUGCGGGUGUCCCAACUUGGAAGUUUACACUAAGUCUCUAUAGGAUUUCGAAAAAAAAAUGUCUUCUGGGUAGCAUUUAAGUGCUAUUAGUGCACCAUGGGAAUGACCAAGGGUCCAACCAUGUUAGCCAUCUUCUAUUAUAAGGCCAUUAGCAUCCCCUAUGAAACCAGAUAUGGAAGCAGCCUUGUUUUGUUGCAAACUUGAAUGGAAUGAUUCUUGUUUUGUUGAAUUUCAGUGAGUUGUUGGCAUAGGAACUUCCCUAUUGGGCUACUAGUUUUGACUUUGCUGAUCUCCAUCACUUGGUC
Messenger RNA from Capsicum annuum, 1857 nucleotides. RefSeq names its product putative F-box protein PP2-B12. The record is from RefSeq and is a predicted model, not a curated record. The annotation marks the transcript as partial. Gene Ontology annotation, molecular function: protein binding. NCBI's taxonomy places the organism in Eukaryota, Viridiplantae, Streptophyta, Magnoliopsida, Solanales, Solanaceae. The transcript is spliced from 4 exons.